AUUAGCGAAAACAGAAAUAAUAUGGCAUCGUCCUUUUGCAUCCACCAGGUCUCGGUGCCCUUCUACUCCUCUGCUAUUCAUCGGAAACGCAACACAGGCAACUGUUUCUUGAACAGACGUUCUCAAUUCGUUUCUCCCCAAACCCACACGAGGCUUGAAAGGAAACUCCAGCUUCCGUGCAAAUUCAGCAACAGCAAGAAGAAGAACUAUAAGCAACAGCUCCCAACAAGAAGACCCAAUUCGGUAGCUGUCGUCGUUGCCUUGCAAGCCAACUUCCUAAGAGUUCUUCAAACAGUGUGGCGGGUAGCAAAGGAUGGAAUUGAGGCUGGGACCAAUCUUGUGCCUGUUUCUGUUCCAAGACCAAUAGCAAGGGUUGGUAUAGCUGGGGUUGGUUUGACCAUUUCUCUCUUUGUGCUCAAGUCAUUCCUGUCUACAGCAUUUUUUGUACUGGGCACAAUGGGGUUUAUAUACUUUGCAUUCAUAGCCUUGAACAAGGACGAAGGCCCAAAAGGUGGUGGAGGGCCUGGUGGCACCACUGGUGUGGAUGAUUCUUUAGAAGAAGCAAGAAGGAUAAUGGAAAAGUACAAGUGACAGAAAGUACAGAAGAGUCGGGAGAUUACCGAUUCUUUUUCUCCUGCAUUGUGCUGACCCGGAGAGAGUUAUGGAUAUGUCAUAACAAAGAGAACUUCCCAUAUUGGAAAUGUAUAGAUCUAUUUAUUUAUGCACAUUUGCUCUUUCUUUCUUUUGCUGUAGAUGUUCCUGGCAUGUGUGUUUUUACUGUGUAUUUCUUC
Telopea speciosissima is the source of this 791-nucleotide messenger RNA. RefSeq lists its product as uncharacterized. Lineage: Eukaryota; Viridiplantae; Streptophyta; Magnoliopsida; Proteales; Proteaceae. The coding region runs from base 22 to 591 and encodes 189 amino acids. The record is from RefSeq and is a predicted model, not a curated record. The transcript is spliced from 4 exons.